Molecule: messenger RNA, 1216 nt
Organism: Maniola jurtina (meadow brown)
Lineage: Eukaryota; Metazoa; Arthropoda; Insecta; Lepidoptera; Nymphalidae
Exons: 2
Coding region: 138-998 (286 amino acids)
Biological process (GO): regulation of transcription by RNA polymerase II
Cellular component (GO): nucleus; transcription regulator complex
Source: RefSeq, a predicted model, not a curated record
GCCGCGUGACCCAUUGCGCAGUGCACACAUCACGAUUUUUAUCGUUCUGUUUAUUUGUGAGUACCUACUGAGUACAAUAAUUACGAGCUUGGUUUCUUGAUUCUAUUCUUUUUUUACUCGUCCCGGAAAUAGGUGUUAUGGAAGACAUAAUCGAUAAUGACAUGCUGAUUUCAAUGGUGGAAGAAAGAACAUUGCUUUGGGACAAAAAUAGUCUAAUGUACAAAGAUAGAUAUGCCACGAGAAAAGCAUGGGCCGAAGUUUGUCGCAAGAUAUAUAAAGGUUACGAGGGCAUGUCGGAAAGGGAGAAGAGGGAAUUCGGGAAAGCAGUGACACGUAGAUGGACUAAUCUUCGCGAUGCGUACACGAAAUAUAAACGAAAGCUGAAGAGAACCAAAGAGCAAGGUUUGAAAAUAAAAAAAUAUGUGUACAACAAUCAAAUGAAAUUUCUGGCAAAAUUUUAUGAUUCAGAACAAUCUGCAGACGAGUUCGAUGCAAACAUAUCCGUGGACGUAAACGACAGCAAUGACGAGCUUUUGAUGCUGGCUGACAACGAGAAACUCGAUGUCAGUGAGGAGAGACACUCGGACAGACAAAAUGACAUGCCAGAGAGAAAUACUCAGAGAUUUAGUAAAAGAAAACGCCAACACCAAAAUAGCAAAGGCAAGAAAAAGAGAGUGCCAGACGAAAUUGAGUUGAAACUGUUGAAGGUACUUGAGGAGAAACCGGAUCCUCACAUAUCGUUUUUUCAAGGUGUGUUGCCACAUUUGCACAAAUACGACGACAACGAAGUUUUAGAAUUCCAAACGGGAGUUUUACGAUUGAUCUCUACAAUAGACGCGAAGAAAAAAGCAUCUUCGAAAAAUUCCCAACAGCCUUCGUCUUCAAAUUAUUUCAACUCGCCUUCCACUUCUGCGUUACAAUCUCGCGUGAAACUGCCGAGGCCUUCCCCAGAACCGUCGGAUUCGUCAGAGAAGUCGAUAGAUUUCGAUGUUUUGUGAUAGGUACUACAAAUUAACUGCUGCAAAAAUAUGAUAAAAUAUGUUACUUUGUAACAGACAGUGAAGGGUUUAAACUAUCAGAGUUGGCCUAAAUCGUUCUCAUUCUCAGAGACCUGGGCUAAGUAGUAGACAGACAAUGGGUUGUGAUGAUGAUCAGAUAUCUAUAAAAAAUAAUAAAGGCUAUCACCUAUUUUAACGCCCUAGUUUUUAUACCGUAA